Molecule: messenger RNA, 1445 nt
Organism: Fusarium redolens
Lineage: Eukaryota; Fungi; Ascomycota; Sordariomycetes; Hypocreales; Nectriaceae
Product: amino acid permease/ SLC12A domain-containing protein
Exons: 4
Coding region: 1-1305 (434 amino acids)
Biological process (GO): amino acid transmembrane transport
Cellular component (GO): membrane
Molecular function (GO): amino acid transmembrane transporter activity
Source: RefSeq, a predicted model, not a curated record
AUGUCAGAGUCUAUCCCCCCAAUUGAAACCAUUCGAAAUGGUACAUCAGAUGCCGAACGAAACGAAGAUACACACCGUGGCUUCAAGCCUCGCCACUCUCAGAUGAUAGCCAUAGGAGGUGCCAUUGGAACUUCACUGUUCCUAAGAACUUCCCAGGUUCUUCGCGUUGGUGGUCCUCUAUUCCUUCUGAUUUCUUAUAGAGUCUUGUCUAUACCCGUCUACUGCAUAGUCACUGGAAUUGCCGAGGUUGCAACUUAUCUCCCUGUUCCGGGAGGCAUUAUGGCCUACUACGGGCACAAAUACGUGUCUAGCAGCAUGGGCUUUGCAAUGGGAUAUCUCUGCUGGUACUCACUCGGCAUCUUGAUCCCCUAUGAAUUCUUCGCUUCUACACUUCUCACCAACUAUUGGGGCACUGUGGUUAAUGGCGCGGUGUGGAUCACCAUCAUAUAUGUUAUCAUUGUCAUUAUUAACCUCUUCCCGGUCAGAGUCUUUGGAGAGUGCGAGUUUUGGAGCGCAGGCAUGAAAGUUCUCCUCAUCUUGGGCCUCAUCUUUCUCUCCAUUUUGCUGUUUUUCGGGGGCGGCCCUCAUAAAGAUGCUCUCUACUUUGGAUACUGGAAAGACCCUGUCUGCGCAUCAAACGAUCCCCGACUUACAGCAUCUGGAACUGCACGCUCACCUUUCAUUAUUGCCAUCCGGAACGCCGGCAUCCCUGUCCUGGAUAGCAUCGUCAACGCACUGAUCCUCCUUUCAGCGAUCACGGCUGCGAACGCGUUCCUCUACUCUGCCUCCCGGAAUCUUUAUUCACUCGCAAAGGCCGGGAAUGCACCUGCAAUAUUUAAGAGAUGCGACAGAUAUGGCCUUCCAUACUAUGCAGUCUUGAUCACCGCCUCCCUCGGAUGUCUAGCAUACCUCAGCCUGUCAAAUAGUAGUCUGACAGUCUUCAACUGGCUAAUCAAUCUCACCAAUACCUCCGGUUAUAUCAGUUGGAUCUGCUGCAGUAUCAUUUACGCGAGAUACCGCAAAGCCAUCACUCAUCAUAAGCUAGAGUCCCCAUAUCGCUCCCGCCUCCAGCCCUGGGGCAUGUACUUCGGAGUCAAUUGGCUGAUUUUUUUCACGGCUUACAUCGGCAUCUCUGCGUUUCUGCUCAUCUACUUUGGCCAUCGACUGUAUCAGCGGGGAGAUAGGUGGGUCAGAGAUCCUGAAGAUAUUGAUAUGUAUCAAGGGAUGGAUGAAGUACUAGCUGCAGAAAGACCACCACCAGUUAGGGUUAAUAUCUAUCGGAGACUGUGGGCCUUGGUGGAAUAAUCCUUGAUAAAGGUAUCGGGUGAAGGUGUUCGUCAUGUUGAACAAAUUUAACACUUGAAGCCCAUGCUAUCAUCGGUCAGCCUUGUAUAAGUAGUAAUACAAUUACAUUUAUUCUUAUUCCUGGAGGAAGUUCAUAAAGG